This is a messenger RNA of Penicillium coprophilum, 2622 nucleotides long. RefSeq lists its product as uncharacterized. The record is from RefSeq and is a predicted model, not a curated record. Bases 1 to 2622 code for a protein of 873 amino acids. Lineage: Eukaryota; Fungi; Ascomycota; Eurotiomycetes; Eurotiales; Aspergillaceae. The transcript has 4 exons.
AUGGCUAUGGACUCUUCAAGCCUCCAAGUCUCCGAUGAGUUAGCCCACAUCGUCUGGGCAUCACACAUCCUGUCGUUCUUCAACUCUAACACUAUUACCGCACCGGAAGAGCCUCUACAAUCCGACCAGGAAAUAAAUGAUGACGACGCAGCGGACUUUGACAAUGACCUGAACCGGGACUUGGAAAGCAUAGAUGCUGGGCUUCUAACAGCUAGCAGCGAGGCGCUCGGUCGGAAAUUCCUCGAUUGCGUCUGUGAACUUCUAGCGCACGCCAAAGGGGGAAGUUUCGUCACAGCUGCUGCGCUCCGGGAAAAAGAAGAUGAAGUUGAAGUUGAUAUUGCUCAAAACAAUGGUCUUGACGCGGAGGACCGAACUUAUUUAGAUUUAUUGGAGCUGUUUCUUGCCUUGCAAGCUGAUGGUAUCUCGCCUCAAGUCCUCGCCGAAUCCUCCCACGAUUUUUUAGAACGGACUAUUGCUUACAGUGCAGAAAGAGUAGACAGCCAGGCUGAAGCCGUGGUUAAGCUUUUGAAAGAGUCGCCAUACCGGUCUUCACAGCAAUGGCAAUCAGGAGAACAUACUGCAAACACAUGUUUCCUUAGCUGCUGCCCCGCUGCACAAGAGCCAGUCUCCACCAAAACGCAGGCCCUCCUUCUGGAGUUCUUGAAUUUUGAUUUGUGGCGCUCAGCGUCGUCGACCGCACAGGAUCGAGAUAACCAAAGGCGUAGGAUAGUGGAGCUGGCAGCUACCACCACUCAACCACCACAGACCGCACGGGCUGCACGGGAGGCACUCGAGAGAAUGGUUCCUUCUGUUGAUCCACGUAAGAUCAUUCAAAUGUGGCGUGUUCUAGCGAGGCCAAUCACCAGUCUCCAAAUUCUCUCCCAGAUAGCGCGGCUACUUCCUAAUUUCCGGGCUGUUUCCUUCAUUUUAUUAUCACCGCCCUCCUCUUUCAAGCUCCAGAAUCGCCAAAUUCCGAGCAUUUCGCAAGCUUGGAAGCACUUAGGUCUGUCUUCCAGUUCAGAAGGGCGUAUCCUGCCUGCCCAGAUUUGUAAAAACCAUGUGUUUAAAAAGAAAUGCCGCCGCAACCUCUUCAUACAUUGUGAGAUUCAGCUUUUGACACGCUAUGAGGCACAACCGUCGCUGCGCCCGACACUGGAUUAUUUUGGUUGUAGCAAAAAAACUUGUUACCUUUGCGAGUCAUUUCUGGCCCUGUCGUCGUUAAAUUUCCGCACUCGUGGCCGACACGGAAAGUGCCAUCCUCAAUGGGCCGUCCACUCGAACGAUACCGAAAGCAUAAGACACAGGCUAAAAAGCUUGUGCGAAAUGAUAAAACAGAAGAUAAAAGCGAGACUCCAGCCACAUCAAUCCCCUCCGCCAGUUACCAUCGAUCAAUCUUCUGCUGUAUCUGUCCUAAAGACUUUGGAUUUGCUUGAAAUCACGCGGCAGAAGAAGAAUAGAGAGAUUGCUGAUAAGAAAGGUCAGGAGCUACGUGAGCAGAUGCAGAUCCUCCUAAAUCCCAGAUCCGUCGGCCCGCCGGAAGUUUGGUACUGGGACUUAAGGACGCUCUGUGUGAUGUGCCAAGCUUCAUAUACUCGCCUUUCAAAGGAUCACAGACUCGGCAUCUGGUUCCCUAAGGACACAAACCAACCAGAACUCAUCUGGGCCCCUAUAUUCUCCCCAGAAUCGGGCUUCCACUAUCCCAACUUUGACCGAUACAUUGGCCCAGAAUAUCCUAUGCUCUGGACUAUCCCAUUCGCGGCAAACACAAGAAGGGGGGUAGAGCUCGACCACUUUCUCACGAUAUAUUAUUGCGACUGGGAUCAACUCACCAAUAAAUCUGUCCGUACCGCUGUGGAGGUUUGUCAAGGCAUGACAGUCCCCCACGACGUUGAAGGCCAUUAUGUGGUGAUGAGCGGCCAGCGUGGAUCGUAUACGGGUACUCCCAACCAUACGUUCUCGGACAUGAGUCUUGCCGACUUCCGACAUGCGCUUGACUGGUUUAGCACAUAUUUUGACACAACCCUUCGUGAGACACCUAGCGGUAGUUCCGUGCUUGCUGUCAAGAUCAGCCAUCCCAUGGAGGAAACCUUACAUGGUCGGGAGCUUUUCACAUCCGUGGAUGUUUCUUGCAAUUUUCCAAGUACUAGCGACGUGUCUCCCAUAUCACAAGUUUUGGGCCUUCCUUUGAGGGUAUGCCAGCUUGAUUAUGAUGAUUUAGAGCGAGCCACCAAUUUGGUCGACGGAGUCAUCGAGAAGAGCUGGACGAACCGCUUCGCCCGAGUACUGAUGACAGAUAUUGAUCUGGAAUCUGACAAUUGGGGUAAAACCCGACGUGGCUUGGAUCUUGACGGGAGUGUCUUGCUUCUACGGGAGGAUCAGGCGGAUUUGAAUCUCACGUUGGCGAAACGCUUAAUUUGUUACUGCCUUGAUGUGCUGAAGCCUCUUUUCGAAAGGGCAAUCUUGGGGGAGAUAUCUCGUCAAGACGUCCUGGAUGAGAUAACAUCUGAAAAAUUUAGCGUCUGGAAACCGACUGAUGCUUCUACGGACGUUGGGGUUGAGCCAAGGCCGGCACGUGGAUUUGUUAGGAGGAUAGGGUCAAUAAGACGAGAGUAUGAAAAGUAG